CAACGGGUCUUUCAGUCUUUGGAUUGAACGUGCACACUGUCAAGUCUAGGUCGAUCCUCGAUCAGCUGACUUCUGAUAGUUGUCGAAAUGGCAGCCGCCGCUAUUCGAUAUUCCCAAGCUUCAAAGUUAUGUGUACCAAUAUGCGGCUCUAUUCAGCAAUGCUACAUGAGCUCAGAUGGUUCAAAGCGAGUAAGCCUAGCUAAAAUGAAAAGGGGUACAGGUGGUAGGUCGAGUUUCAAUGGGCUCGUUUGCACCGUAUUUGGUUCAUCUGGAUUCAUGGGUCGAUACGUUUGCAACAAGUUAGGCAAAAUAGGAUCCCAACUAAUUUUGCCGUACAGGGGUGACGCUUAUGACAUGCGAAUGUUAAAAUUAGUUGGCGAUUUGGGACAAGUGUUAUUUCAGCCUUACUACCUACGAGAUGAAGAAUCAAUAUACAAAUGCGUCCAAUAUUCUAACGUUGUGAUAAACCUUGUUGGUAGAGAUUGGGAAACGAAAAAUUUUUCAUUCCAUGACGUCCAUGUGAAAGGAGCUCGUUCAAUAGCUAAAAUGGCCAAGAAAGCAGGUGUUGAAACAUUUGUUCAUGUUUCGGCGUUGAAUGCAACUGAGUAUCCUGAACCUUACAUGCUUAAAGGAGGUUCCAAAUUUUUGGCUAGUAAAUGGGAAGGUGAAAACGCCGUUAGGGAAGAGUUCCCAGAAGCAAUUAUUUUCAGACCGUCAGAUAUUUACGGCCAGGAAGAUAGAUUUUUGAGAUAUUAUUGUAGUAAUAUGAGACAUCAACUGAAAUUUAUGCCUUUAUACAAGAAAGGUGAAUAUACUGAAAAACAACCUGUGUUUGUUGAGGAUGUGGCUGCAGGUAUUGUUAAUGCUUGCAAAGACAGGAUGGCGAGAGGGAAUGUUUACCAGGCUGUGGGCCCCAAUCGUUAUCUUCUUUCGGAAUUAGUCGAUUGGUUCCAUCGUGUGACUCGGAAAGCCGGCAGUUGGGAUUAUUUUAGGUACGAUAUGAGAUUUGACCCGUUAUUCCAGAUGCGUGUUUCCUUGAUGCCAUACUUCUCUCUUGGAUUCCCUUUGGGCAAUAUUCAUUGGGAAAGAGUUGAAAGGGAGUGUCACUCAGAUCAAGUUGACAAAAACGUAAAAACCUUGGAAGAUCUUGGUGUUUCCCUUACCUACAUGGAAAACCAGGUUCCUUGGGAACUCAGAGUGUACAGGGCUCAAGCGUAUUACGAAGAAGAGUUAGGUGAAUUCGAUACACCUUCACCUCCACCAACAGUUGCUGUUUGAGUGAAAGCAGUUUCUGUGAUGUAGUUAAUUAAAAUCUGACAAUUGUACAAAUAUAUUUUAAAGCCACGCUCUAUUAUUUAUCCGAUUUAUUUGAAUGAAUGUGAAAAUAAAUAUCUUAACGGAUAAUAAAAAGCA
Messenger RNA from Cimex lectularius (bed bug), 1413 nucleotides. Its product is annotated as NADH dehydrogenase [ubiquinone] 1 alpha subcomplex subunit 9, mitochondrial-like. The transcript is spliced from 7 exons. The record is from RefSeq and is a predicted model, not a curated record. Gene Ontology annotation, cellular component: mitochondrion. Gene Ontology annotation, molecular function: protein-containing complex binding. NCBI's taxonomy places the organism in Eukaryota, Metazoa, Arthropoda, Insecta, Hemiptera, Cimicidae. Bases 88 to 1278 code for a protein of 396 amino acids.